This is a messenger RNA of Sclerotinia trifoliorum, 1462 nucleotides long. Lineage: Eukaryota; Fungi; Ascomycota; Leotiomycetes; Helotiales; Sclerotiniaceae. The record is from the annotation of a GenBank genome assembly.
GUAAUAACCACAGGCAGUGCAAAGAAGAAUUGUUCUGUCUGCCCCUUUGAAUGGUGCUAUGAUGUGUGUGUUUCCUCCAAUAUGACGAGUAGAGGAGAAGUAGGAAACUUUGAAUGCUUACAAAGUAAUACUAGAAGUUCAAUCAUAAAUACCCGGACUUGCUGCUAGAAAUGAAAACAUCAAAAGCUCAUUCUCUUUUCCCUAUUUUAAUUCCAUAUAUUCUACAUCACAAUCACUAUAAUAAGUCAACAUGAAGCUUAACUUCCUUUCCACCGCUCUGGCCGUUGGCUUGGUCUCUGCUAGAGCUCACUAUCAACAAGAAAUCAUCGUCAACGACACAGAAGGCCAAUGGAUAGCACCUACAGCAACUGACUGUAUGUUUGAGGAGCUUCACCACUUUACAUUUUCAGCAAAAUACUAACGGAUGACAGACCGCGGCCCAUGUCCUAUGCUGAACACCUUAGCAAACCAUGGAUUUCUUCCUCGCGAUGGUAGGAAUCUCACAGAAUACAAUCUGGUCAAGGGUUUGAAGCAUGGACUCAACUUCAACAAAUCCCUUUCAUCCAUCAUGUUUCAGCAAGGUGUAUUCUCUAGUCCCGCCUACCCCAAUACUACUUUCUUCACCCUGUAAGAACUUCCUGAUAUGCUUGUUGGCUCACCACAUCAUUUGCACCAAUUACUAAUCCCCACUUCAGCGAUGAUCUCAACCGACACAACAUUUUAGAGCAUGAUGCAAGCAUAAGCCGCUCAGACGCCUACUUCGGCAACAAUCACGUCUUCAACCAAACUAUCUUCGACACAACUAAAAAGUACUGGCCCUCAGAGACACUCACAGCACAACAUCUCGUCAACGGUAAAAUUUUCCGCCAAGUUGUCUCCCGCACCACAAACCCAAACUAUACUUUCACAUCAAAGACUCAAUCAUUUAGUAUUGGAGAAAUAGCUGCGCCUAUCAUAGCUUUUGGUGACAAAAAUGCUUUAACUGCCAAUAGGACAUUAGUUGAGAAUUGGAUAGGUAUGUCUAUUCCGGAUGCACAGUUUUCAUAAUGUGAGCUAUAGCUAAUGUGAUUUUGCAGAAAGUGAACGAUUGCCAACGGAGCUCGGGUGGAGUAAACCAAAGGAGGAGGUUACUCUGAGUGAUAUCUUGUAUGUGACCGGGGUUAUGGCCAAUCUUACUUCACUCUUGAGUGAUGCGGUUAUUACGCCGAGAGAUGGAAACACAGGCACCCAUGCUAAGCGUAUGGGACAUUGGGGUGUAUCAAUGUAAAUGAACUACCACUGGGUACUAAUACGGAUAUGGAUGAUGUCAUCUUGGGAUAAAGAUUUUACUAAAUUAACGGAAGGGCGCGGGCGAAAUGGUUUCUGGUUUCUCAUGUUUAUGUAUAUGUCUUAGCUUUUUGAAAUUCGGUAUUCUUGUGGUUCGAACUUUCGAGCCGUAGUAAAUCAACGUUACUUCUAAUCA